AUGGAAGUAAGGGGCAAAGAGUCGUCGUGGUUCAUAGUGGAAGAAUGGAGCGGCUCGGCCUCCACGAAGCUAAGCAGAACCGCCACUAUCACUGCUUCGCCUUCUUCGAUCGCCAUUCGAAGAUCUGGCAGCCGAUUCAACCAAGUCUGGAGACGGAUUCUCCAAGCAUUUGUACCCGAGGCAAUCUCUUCCUGCCCUUAA
Messenger RNA from Thlaspi arvense, 201 nucleotides. NCBI's taxonomy places the organism in Eukaryota, Viridiplantae, Streptophyta, Magnoliopsida, Brassicales, Brassicaceae. The record is from the annotation of a GenBank genome assembly.